UUUUUUCUUCAUCAUCAUCAUCACACCAUUCAGACCCACCAAACCUCAACAACAACUCCCACUCAGACUCAUACAGCCUCUACAAGACUCACAUAGAGAAACGAAGAGACAGAGAGAGAGAGAGAGAGAGAGAGACACAGCUGUGAUAGAGAUUCAUGGCGACUUGUGGAGUGAGGAGGAUGAAACUAGGAAGCCAAGGUCUUGAGGUUUCAGCGCAAGGCCUUGGUUGUAUGGGCCUCUCUGCUUUCUACGGUGCUCCCAAGCCGGAAACAGAGGCCAUCGCUCUCAUCCACCAUGCUAUUCACUCCGGUGUCACUUUUCUUGACACCUCUGACAUUUACGGUCCUGAGACCAACGAGGUUCUCCUCAGCAAGGCACUCAAGGAUGGGAUGAGAGAAAAAGUUGAACUUGCGACCAAAUUUGGAAUCAGCUAUGCAGAGGGAAAGAGGGAGGUGAGAGGGGAUCCCGCCUAUGUGAGGGCUGCUUGUGAGGCCAGUUUAAAGCGGCUAGAUGUUGCCUGCAUUGAUCUCUAUUAUCAGCAUCGGAUUGAUACUCGUGUCCCUAUUGAAAUCACUAUGGGAGAACUGAAGAAGCUGGUUGAAGAGGGUAAGAUAAAGUACGUUGGUUUGUCUGAAGCCUGUGCCUCAUCUAUCAGAAGAGCACAUGCUGUUCACCCAAUUACUGCCGUACAGUUAGAAUGGUCCUUGUGGACGAGAGAUGUGGAAGAAGAAAUCAUUCCGACCUGCAGGGAACUUGGGAUAGGGAUUGUUGCUUACAGUCCUCUAGGACGAGGUUUCUUUGCAUCUGGACCCAAGCUUGUUGAAAACUUAGACAAGGAUGACUUCAGAAAGGCAAGUUUUGACUUUAUACAAAAUCAAUUACUGCAGGCUCUACCAAGAUUCCAAGAGGAAAACUUAGACAACAACAAGAUCGUUUAUGAGAAAGUUUGUGCAAUCUCGGAAAAGAAAGGAUGCACUCCUGCACAACUAGCUCUUGCAUGGGUUCACCACCAGGGAGAUGAUGUUUGUCCCAUCCCAGGAACCACUAAGAUCGAAAACCUCAACCAGAACAUUGGAGCUUUAUCAGUGAAACUCACACCCGAAGAGAUGACUGAGCUUGAGGCCAUUGCCCAACCAGGUUUUGUGAAAGGAGAAAGAUACACGGCUAUGAUGCCCACUUUUAAGAACUCGGAGACACCACCAUUGUCUUCUUGGAAAGCCGCUUAAAACCGCUGAAGUUUUUAUGGUUGUGGUGGGUUCAUGAAAUUGAACUGGUCUAACAUAUGUCAGCCAUAUCAAGGUAAUAAACGAGAUGUGUCUUCGAGGGAGUCGAUUAUGGUGAGUUCACUCCCAGGGAAACCCAAAACUAUAAUAAUGGCUUGAAGAAUAAAUAAUGUAUAGAGUUCCCCAAGGGAAACCCAAAACUAUAAUAAUGGCUUGAAGAAUAAAUAAUGUAUAGAGUUCCCCAAGUGAAAACUUCAGUUUACAUUUCAUACUUUGUAACCAAACUCUAUAAAGAAAGAAAGACUAUCUAUAACUUGCACUCAA
This is a messenger RNA of Camelina sativa (false flax), 1547 nucleotides long. The record is from RefSeq and is a predicted model, not a curated record. NCBI's taxonomy places the organism in Eukaryota, Viridiplantae, Streptophyta, Magnoliopsida, Brassicales, Brassicaceae.